Messenger RNA from Salvia miltiorrhiza (redroot sage), 3561 nucleotides. RefSeq lists its product as uncharacterized. The coding region runs from base 329 to 3319 and encodes 996 amino acids. The transcript has 10 exons. Gene Ontology annotation, molecular function: pre-mRNA 3'-splice site binding; poly-pyrimidine tract binding. NCBI's taxonomy places the organism in Eukaryota, Viridiplantae, Streptophyta, Magnoliopsida, Lamiales, Lamiaceae. Gene Ontology annotation, cellular component: commitment complex; U2AF complex; nuclear speck. The record is from RefSeq and is a predicted model, not a curated record.
UGACCAGAUAUAAUUUCGCUCAAACUGUAGUAAUUUCUUUUCAAGGUUCUUAAUAAAAUCGUUUUUUUUUUUUGGACUAAUGCUUUGCAACCCUAAAUUUAAUUACUCGUCUUCCUCUUCUCUUCACUCUUCCACAACAAAGAAUCACUCACCGCAAACCACCCCCUUUCUGCGCUCCGCCGUCCUCCGCCGCGACUUCAAUUUCUUCUUUCCGUAACCACUGUCAAAUAUUUGCAGGCGCAGGCCGCGCGGCACUCUUCUUCCGCCGCGACAGGGGGCUAUUGCACCCCUCCUGCUACUUAAUUGAGUCUGGAAGUGUGCGAGCGAGAUGGUUAGAUCUGAUUCACAAAAAGAGAUACUCGGAAAUACUAAUGAAAUGCCGCUGGAGGAUUUCUUGGAUGGCACUUCAGCGAGGACGAGACCGCUGAGUUAUGAUGACAUAAUGCUUAGAAGGAAAAACAAGGCAGAUGCAGCACAAGUAGUAUCCAGCAGCUCUGGAGCAGCUGAUAAAGAAGUAGCACAAGACAACGUGGAGAGGGCAUCUGAUAUUCCUGAAUGUCAUCCGCGGAUAAGUGACGAUUCAAAACCACUGGUUGAGAGCACAACCAUAAAUGAUCCUGUGAAGGUAAGGUCUGGGAGAAAAGCGGAUACUAAUGCUUCUAGAAAGAAUGAGAAUUCGGUCCAGGAUAAUGAUGACCGAUCUCUAUAUCCAGAUGUCAAGUCAAAGGAGAAAGGAGACAGGAUUCCGAGGCGCAAUAGAGUGUCAGAAGAAAAGUUUGAGGGAAGAAAUCAUGCCAGCAGAAGGAAAGAUGACCUCUUAAGUGUUAAUUCUGAUAAUGGACUUGACAAGAGGAAAGAUAGUGAACCGUAUAAACAGGAUAGAGGACUUGACAAGAGGAAAGAUGGUGAAUCAUAUAAACAGGAUAGAGUUUCUGAAAGAAGCAGAGUCAAAUCUGAAAUAGUAAAAGCACAACCAGAUAAUAAGGAGAGACAGGUUUACAGAAAGAGGAAAACUGAGAUAGACAGUGAUUCUGAUAAUGAGCAUAAGAAAAGAAAUGUGAGAGAUGCGAGGCAAACAGAUAACUUAACUGCCAGAGUCAGAGAGAAAUCUGUAAAGGAAAAGAAACACAAACAUCAUCCCGAAGAAGAUAAAUCUAGAGGCAGGGAUAAUGUUAAAAGGAAUGAUUCUGUAAGAAAAGGACCAGAACCAACACGGGCCCAUCUUGAAGAAUCCAGGUCAAAAAGAAGACGGUCACGGAGCAAAGAUCGUGAGAAAGACAGAGGUCGAAGAUCUCUUUCACAAUCACCAAAGGCUUACAAGCACACAUCGAAAGAUAAAAGGGAGCUUGCAGAACUACCAUCUCAUUCUACAAAAGACAAAUCAGGAAGAGAGCAUUCUAAUGUUGAUAACAAGAGGAUACCCAGUAAUGGAUCUAAUAGUCACUACAGGCGUAAUACUAACAAUUCGAGUGGUCUCGGAGGCUAUUCACCUAGAAAGAGGAAAACAGAGGCUGCUGCUAAAACUCCUUCACCAACUCGUCGUUCUCCAGAGAAAAGAGCUGCCGGAUGGGAUUUACAACCUGCUGAAAAAGAGAGUGUGAUGGCUACAUCAACUCUUUUCAAUUUGAAUGCUGCGAGCCACAAAUUACCAUUGUAUAAUAUGGAGUACCCCAGUAUAACUCCCGUGGCUCCUACAGUGGUGAAGCCUAUUGGAAUUUCUCUUCAUGCCAUAUCUUCACAGCUGCAUGCUGUUGAGUCGAUUCAGCUAACUCAAGCGACAAGACCUAAGAGGAGGCUUUACAUAGAAAACUUGCCUGUUUCAGCAUCUGAGAAAGAUUUAAUAGAAUGCAUUAACAAGCGUUUGCUGUCAUCUGGUGUUAACUAUGUUCAGGGGACCCAUCCCUGUAUCAGCUGUAUAAUAAAUAAGGAGAAGAGCCAAGCACUUUUGGAGUUUCUGACCCCUGAGGAUGCUUCUGCUGCUCUUUCUUUAGAUGGAAUGUUCUUUUCUGGUUCCAAUCUUAAACUCAGGCGCCCCAAGGACUAUGCUAAUGUAACUACUGGUCUUUCUGACAAAUCUGUGGGUGGUGUUGAUUCAAUCAGUGACAUUGUAGAAGAUUCACCCAACAAGAUCUUUAUUGGUGGCAUAUCAAAACUUUUUACUUCUAGAAUGCUUUUGGAGGUCGCUAGAGCCUUUGGACCCGUGAAAGCAUUCCACUUUGAGUUUAUUGCUGAUACAAAUGAACCAUGUGCAUUUCUCGAGUAUGUUGAUCAUUUAGUUACUUCAAAGGCAUGCGCUGGUCUUAAUGGUAUGAUGUUGGGUGGACAAGUCCUAACUGCAGUACUUGCUACUCCGGAACCUGAUUUGGUAGGGGAAAAUGUUGGAAGACUGCCAACUUAUGAGAUCCCUGAGCAUGCAAAGCCACUUAUCAAGAAGCCUACAACAGUUUUAAAGCUGAAGAAUGUGUUCAAUCCCGAAUACCUCAUUUCAUUGCCCGAAUCGGAGCUAGAAGAAAUAUUGGAAGAUAUAAGACUGGAGUGUUCCAGGUUUGGUAUGGUGAGAUCUAUUAAUGUUGUCAAGAAAACAGAUGCUUUCGACACCGUGGAAUGUAAUGAGGUAAGUAACACAAGUGCUUGUACUGAUGCAUAUGACUUUGACUUUGCAAAUAGGAGCCAUAGAGUCGAACAACUCAGUGAGAGUACUUCUGGGCUUAGAGAGGUUGAGAAAUCAGAACCUCUCGAGGCCCCGAAUGAACUUGAGAAUAAUAGUCGGACUUUGGAAGAAAAAAGUGGUUGCGAUAAUAUUGCUGGUUUAUCUGAUGUGUCAAGUGGAUCACUUGAACCCGAGAAUGUUGCAAGAGAUGAAGUUUGUGAACUACCACUCAAUGGUGAAGAUGCUUCUUUCGAAGAACCCCCGAGCCAAUCAGAUGCUGAGCUGAUAAGCAAUUGCGAUAAUCCUGGUUCGACUUCUGUGAUGAACCAUGAACUUGAAAACAAGCCUUCUACCGAACACUUGAUAUCAGAGGACCAGAAUGCAAAACUACCGAGUUCUAAGGAAGCGUUGCAAAUAGAAGAGAGAAACGAAUCGGCAAACGUUGAGUUGGACAGAAAGCAAUUAGAUGCUGCAGGGGAAGGCGAUGGAAACGAUGUAUUUGUGGAUCUCGGGCUUAUCUUUGAGCCGGGCUCUGUAAUUGUUGAAUAUAGAAGACCGGAAGCUGCUUGUGUGGCAGCGCAUUGUCUACACCGACGAACAUUUGAUGGUCGUGUUGUGACCGUGGAAUACGUUGGCCACGAUUUGUACCAGAUGAGGUUCCGCAGGUGAGAGAAGCCCGACGUCGUGAAACGAUACGGGCGUUGCUCGUUGAGGAGGGUGCAGAACUGAUGGUGAGAAGCAGCUUUUGCGUUGAGUCCCAUUGGGGCUCUGCUUAACUCUUGAUUUUGCUCAUCACUCAGUAUAGCCAUUUCCAUUGCUAAGUAGAAUUGGUUGACACCUGAAAUUGUGAGUCAUGUAAAACACUACAUUUUACCUUUACUAGUAGUUUUUACUACCAGAAAUUGAGGGCA